AAAAGGCAGACAGAAAAGCAUGAACUGGAGGCUUGUUGAGUUCCUCUACCUCCUGUUUAUAUGGGACCAUAUACUAGUACAGCCCUCCCACCAGGACCCCGCUGCCACCAACCAACAUGUCUCCAAGGAGUUUGAUUGGCUUAUUUCAGACAGGGGGCCCUUCCACCACUCGCGGAGCUACUUAUCCUUUGUGGAAAGACAUCGUCAAGGAUUUACAACCAGAUAUAAAAUAUACAGGGAGUUUGCCCGUUGGAAGGUGAGGAACACAGCCAUCGAGCGGAGGGACCUGCUCCACAAUCCACUGCCCCUGAUGCCUGAGUUCCAGAGAAGCAUCCGCCUCCUGGGCAGGAGACCCACCACGCAGCAGUUCAUUGAUACCAUCAUCAAAAAGUACGGCACCCACAUCCUCAUCUCUGCCACCCUGGGAGGAGAGGAGGCCUUGACCAUGUACAUGGACAAAAGCCGCCUCGACAGGAAGUCAGGAAACGCCACCCAGAGCGUGGAAGCCUUGCACCAGCUUGCUUCCUCCUACUUCGUAGACCGUGAUGGCACCAUGAGGAGACUCCACGAGAUCCAGAUCUCUACCGGAGCAAUCAAGGUAACAGAAACUCGGACUGGCCCCCUGGGCUGUAACAGCUACGACAAUCUGGACUCUGUGAGUUCUGUCCUUCUGCAAAGCACUGAGAGCAAACUCCACCUGCAAGGUCUCCAGAUCAUCUUCCCCCAGUACCUACAGGAGAAGUUUGUCCAGUCUGCCUUGAGUUACAUCAUGUGCAAUGGCGAGGGGGAGUACAUCUGCCGGAACAGCCAGUGCGGCUGUCAGUGUGCGGAGGAAUUCCCGCAGUGCAACUGCCCCAUCACCGACAUCCAGAUCAUGGAGUACACACUAGCGAACAUGGCCAAGUCCUGGACAGAAGCCUAUAAAGAUCUGGAGAAUUCAGAUGAGUUUAAAUCCUUCAUGAAAAGGCUACCUAGCAACCACUUCCUGACCAUUGGGAGCAUCCACCAGCACUGGGGGAAUGACUGGGACCUGCAGAACCGCUACAAGCUGCUGCAGAGCUCCCUGGAAGCCCAGCGCCAGAAGAUCCAGCGCACUGCCCGCAAACUCUUUGGCCUCAGUGUCCGGUGUCGGCACAACCCUAACCACCAGCUGCCUCGAGAAAGGACAAUACAGGAAUGGCUUACCCGGGUCCAGUCCCUGCUGUACUGCAAUGAGAAUGGGUUCUGGGGGACCUUUCUGGAAAGCCAACGGAGCUGCGUUUGCCACGGUGGCACCAGCCUGUGCCAGCGCCCCAUCCCCUGCAUCAUCGGGGGCAACAACAGCUGUGCCAUGUGCAGCCUUGCCAACAUCUCUCUGUGUGGCUCAUGCAACAAGGGCUAUAAGCUUUACCGGGGUCGCUGCGAGCCUCAGAACGUAGACUCGGAGCGGAGCGAGCAGUUCAUCAGCUUUGAGACGGACUUGGACUUCCAGGACCUGGAGCUGAAGUACCUGCUGCAGAAAAUGGACUCUCGCCUGUACGUGCACACCACCUUCAUCAGCAACGAGAUCCGCCUGGACACCUUCUUUGACCCCAGGUGGCGCAAGCGCAUGUCCCUCACCUUGAAGAGCAACAAGAACCGGAUGGACUUCAUCCACAUGGUGAUUGGGAUCUCCAUGAGAAUCUGCCAGAUGCGCAACAGCAGCCUGGACCCUAUGUUCUUUGUCUACGUCAACCCGUUCAGCGGGAGUCACUCUGAGGGCUGGAACAUGCCCUUUGGGGAGUACGGCUACCCACGCUGGGAGAAAAUCCGCCUCCAAAACAGCCAGUGCUACAACUGGACCCUGCUACUGGGCAACCGGUGGAAAACCUUUUUCGAGACCGUCCACAUCUACCUACGCAGCCGGACUCGGCUGCCCUCCCUGCUGCGUAAUGAGACUGGCCAAGGGCCCGUGGACCUUUCCGACCCCACCAAGCGCCAGUUCUACAUCAAGAUCUCGGAUGUGCAGGUGUACGGCUACAGCCUGCGCUUUAAUGCCGACCUCCUGCGCAGUGCCGUGCAGCAGGUCAACCAGUCGUACACGCAAGGUGGGCAGUUCUACUCGUCCUCCUCUGUCAUGCUCUUGCUGCUGGAUAUUCGGGACCGAAUCAAUAGACUGGCGCCUCCCGUGGCCCCAGGGAAGCCUCAGCUGGAUCUGUUCUCUUGUAUGCUCAAGCACCGCCUGAAGCUCACCAACAGCGAGAUCAUCCGCGUGAACCACGCUCUAGACCUGUACAACACCGAGAUCCUCAAACAGUCGGACCAGAUGACAGCCAAACUCUGCUAA
Messenger RNA from Cygnus atratus (black swan), 2305 nucleotides. It is a transcript of the gene BRINP1, whose product is annotated as BMP/retinoic acid inducible neural specific 1. The coding region runs from base 20 to 2305 and encodes 761 amino acids. The record is from RefSeq and is a predicted model, not a curated record. Gene Ontology annotation, biological process: negative regulation of mitotic cell cycle; positive regulation of neuron differentiation. Lineage: Eukaryota; Metazoa; Chordata; Aves; Anseriformes; Anatidae. The transcript has 7 exons.